CCAGUAUGUUUGAUCGUGUUGAUUACAAUAAUUAUUGUCGAAAAACUUGUAAAAUAUUGUGUUGAUCUGACAAUAGUGGACCCCAAAUUGCUUUCUAUUUAGAAUAAAUAAUAAGUGGGAUAUAUGCAGGUGUAAUUAAUAGUAAAAAGCUAUAAAAUACAGAUUAUUUAAUAGGGAUAAACUUUAUAACGUUUUUGUAAUUUGCUAAAAAGAUUAUUAAAAUAAAAUAUUAUAAUUAUGUGAUAGCUAUUAUUUGGACUUAAAAGUAAUAGUGUUACAUUAGUAUAAUUAUAACACGAUUAUGAGUGCUUGUAUGGAGGCGGAAAUAAAAUUAUUUUGGGAAUACGUAAAACGUACAUUCCAUGCGGUUGACGAAUCUUUAUCGGUUGGAAUUAUUUUGUCCAUUAUUGCAACGAAAUGUUGAAAGAUAACUAGAAACAAGGGAUGCGUGAUGUACUCAUAAAAAUGUUGACAAUAUAUAAAGCCAGGACCAUCAGCAAACGACAUUAGUUCCUUUUGGGAAUCAGCUGAGGAUAGUAAACUAGAACUUUCAAGAUGUUCAAAGUAUCAUCAGUACUUUUGAUUAUAGCUAUUUCGGCCGAAUAUUUAAUCAAAGUUUCAAUGGCCGAAAUGUCUUCGUCCUAUGCUAUGCUAGAGAAACAUUCUAAUUUCAAACCAGAUUUGAAAACGGAACCAGUAUUUAAAAAAGAAGCCAGGUCUGAGCCUGAAAAACAUCCAGUUUAUAAAGGAGAUGAAUACAGAAAUGAAGGACGAGCUAGAAUAGAACCUGUGAAAGCAACAGGACCCGUUAUAAAACAUGAAAAGAUGUUAGCUGACCAACCAAUUGAAGUUAGUACCGAAGUGAACAGAAUCGAUAAUCUAGCCAUUCCUGGGUAUGCAUAUGUUGCAAAUCCAGUUGAAGUAGCUUAUCCUGAUAUUCCAUAUGCCCCUGGAUAUACAUAUGACACUGCGUACUCUGGAUCGCAUGGACAUGACAUGUAUGUAAACAGCCCAAGUAAUUAUUUAAUUGAGCCUGACACGACUGCAUUUGGGUUACUGUGGAGCCAAGUUCCUGAUUCUAGGACAAUCGUCAGUUACGUCGGUAGAACUCUGGCAUGGAUAUUUGGUAGUAUGUUCGCGGUGUUCCUUGGAUCACUCCUCACUGUUGGCAUUUGUUCUUACACUAAUCUCUGUGCUAUUACCUUUAAUGGAGUUGGGCCUAUUCAUGAAGAGAUGAGAGCACUUAUUUCCCCAGAGAGAUUGGAAAAGAUUAGUAAUGCUGCUGAUUUUGUCAAGACCGCUAUUGAUAAAUAUCAAAAGAUCCAGACGGUCGCUGAUGUAGCCGGCAAUAGAAGACGUCGCUCUGUUUAUUAUUAAUUCUCUUACAUUUUCAUAUUUUAUAUUUAGAUAUUAUUGUUUUAUAGUAUUAUAUUGAUAUUGCAUUUUUAUUGUAUAAUUUUUGUUUUAUAGUAUGUACGUAUAGAAUUAUUUAAUUUUGUAUCGAGUUG
Molecule: messenger RNA, 1508 nt
Organism: Galleria mellonella (greater wax moth)
Lineage: Eukaryota; Metazoa; Arthropoda; Insecta; Lepidoptera; Pyralidae
Exons: 6
Coding region: 556-1377 (273 amino acids)
Source: RefSeq, a predicted model, not a curated record